Molecule: messenger RNA, 1758 nt
Organism: Cryptomeria japonica (Japanese cedar)
Lineage: Eukaryota; Viridiplantae; Streptophyta; Pinopsida; Cupressales; Cupressaceae
Product: glyoxylate/succinic semialdehyde reductase 2, chloroplastic
Exons: 11
Coding region: 239-1267 (342 amino acids)
Cellular component (GO): chloroplast
Molecular function (GO): NAD binding; glyoxylate reductase (NADPH) activity; NADP binding
Source: RefSeq, a predicted model, not a curated record
CUUGCCUGCAUCGACCAACCCUAAACUUCUGACAAUUUUUGCUGCUAAGCCAAAAUCUUGAAGACUAAAUUCAAGGUUAAACAAAAAAGAUAAUGGAUUUAUUUUAAACUUUUGGGAUCAAAUAAAAAGAUGAAUGAAAUUGAUGUACAUGUAAAUACCUGAACUAAAUAAAAUUUCAGUGGGACGACAUUGUCUCCUGACAUUAUCAAGAUAAUUGUGGAGGGAAGACCAAGUAUUAAUGGCGCGGAUACUCGCAAUCUCAAAUCCAUUCACUACAUCCAACUAUUGCUGGCCGUUUUGUCCAAUUUUUUUGGAUAAUAAGAAGACACCCAAAUGGAGUGGUAUUCUUCGUAAACGGCUUUCUGUUUAUCCAUGCUGCACCAUGAGCAUGUCUACAGAUGGAGUUGUAGGUAAAGAUAAAUCAUCUAUGCGUAUAGGCUUUCUAGGUCUUGGAAUCAUGGGUUCUCCUAUGGCGCGUAACCUUAUCAAGGCUGGAUGUGAUGUGACCGUUUGGAACAGAACAGCAAGCAAAUGUGAAUCACUUCUUGACAUUGGUGCAAAAUAUGGAUCAUCCCCAGCAAAUGUUGCAUCAGCAUGUGACAUCACUUUUUCCAUGCUUGCUGAACCUGGAAGUGCAAUGGAAGUCGCUUGUGGAAAGCAAGGGGUUACUCAUGGACUAGGUCCUGGAAAAGGGUAUGUUGAUGUCUCCACAGUUGAUGGAGUCACUUCUAAAGCUAUAAGUGUAGCCGUCAAAGCUACUGGUGCUCAAUUUCUUGAGGCUCCAGUUUCAGGUUCAAAAAAGCCUGCAGAAGAAGGAAACUUGAUCUUUCUCACGGCAGGUGAUAAAUCUCUUUAUGAUGAGGUUGCUCCACUAUUAGACAUAAUGGGAAAGGUAAAAGUAAAGCUAUCAUCAGUCUAUAUGAAGCACCUUUGUAUGAUGGCUUCAUUCUCAGAGGGUUUGGUUCUUGGUCAGAAAGUGGGACUAGAUCCCAAUAUUCUACUUGAGGUAGUAUCACAGGGUGCUAUAAGUUCACCCAUGUUUUCAUUGAAGGGCCCAUCUAUGGUAAAAUCCAGUUACAACCCAGCAUUCCCUCUCAAACACCAGCAGAAGGAUCUGCGGCUAGCUUUGGCUAUGGCAGAAGAAGUGUCGCAGUCCACUCCACUUGCAGCAGCUGCAAAUGAACUAUACAAGGUGGCAAAAGCUCAUGGUCUAGGCGAAGAGGAUUUUUCAGCAAUUAUUGAAGCACUCAAAGUUUUGAAGAAAUAAAGUACAUUUAUAACUCAGAUUACCUUCUACGGACUGCAGAAUCGCAGAUUCGAUAGUCUGAUUGGUGCUUCGUUGAGAGCUUUUGAAAGAGUUUCCUGAACAAGUUUUCUACGGAGAGAAUGUCCUCAAAUCAAACAAAUCCAUAGAAUAUUAAAAAGCGAUGUAGAGAAUCAUCUAUCACUGUCAAACAUGGCAGUUUUAUCCUAUAGUCAAAUUCAUUCCUGCUCAAACUUCCAUUGAGGCAUACACUAUUGAUUCACAAAAAUGUUAAACAAGAGCGUCAUUAGUAAAGACUCUAAUGCAAUUUUGUGUUCAAACUAAACAUCCUCAUAUUUGUUUCAUGCCAAGAUUUACCAUAUGCUUUUAAUUCAUGCCAGUGCACACUGUGAUAACUGUGACAGUGAUUUCCAGGAGAGCGGAUAUGUUUUACUAUAUUCUCUUCAUUCUAUGAAUAUCUUAUACCUUGAAAAAUAAAACCCGUUAUGUAAUCA